CGAGCAGUCAUACUACAACAGUGACUCCUCCGGCACCACCACGCCCGACGAGAGAGGCCCUGGGUAUGUGGCCAUUAGCGGCGGAUGCCCUUUUUGGGAACGCUGUCCUUGUAACGAAGACGGCUGCUGCUGCUGCCGCAUUUGCGUGUACAAUAGUGGGCUAACUACCUGGGCAAUGCGUUACCAGACCGGCGCCGUCUCCUUCCAGGCCCCAGUUUCCGAAUGAAGCCCGCAGCGUGUCCGACCCCGUCGUAGCCGUCCAGCCUCCCGGGGACUCUUCGUCCAGUCAGUCCUCGACCAUGGCUGGCUCGGGGAGUGAGCGGGCUGAGCCCGCGAAAAGCGCGCCGAGGAACUCGUCUAUAGAUUCCGCCAUCUCGGCCAUCUCUUCGAGGUCCAGCCUCAACAAGGCGUCUCAGGACGGCGCCGUGAACAAUACCGACAUCGCGCACCUAAUCAAGACCGCCGGCAGCGCCGAAGCAGUCAUUCAAUAUUUGCUAAAAGAAAAGCAAUCGCAAUCUCAACAGAACGCGCAGCUCUGGAGGCUGGUUGACAAGCAAAGAGCCAUGAUACUGGGCCUGAACAAAGACCUCGAGCGAGCGUUGAAGGACAAGGAGAAAUACAGGAAGAAGCUGAAGGAGGUCUUGGAGGGGCAGGAAGCGCCCCCAGCACCUGCCGGAGCGGCACCAGGCGCGCAAGGAGCGGGCCAGAACGGACUGGGUGAUGGUGCUGGGACUUCGCCAAAGGAACGGGUGCUGGAACUCCCACUAUCCCCGACGGCGCCGGAGGCCAGCAGUUUGAAGCAGUCGCCCAUCGACGUAUCUUUGGCACCGUACCCCAUAACCCCUCCGGCGGAUCAGGCGACUUCCGAAACUGCCCGGUCGACCGUCGGCAAGAUCCUGGACCCUUUGCAUACAAUGCCGAAGCCGAGCGAGCAUGCACUCGGCCAAUUCGAUCACGAAGCACAGGAGCGGGAGGCCGAGGCGGCUUCCAAACGGGCGGAGGAGGCUAAGGAGCUUCCCAUCAACAUCAGCCUCCCUCCCUCCCGAACCGUGCCCCGCGAGCCGCCACGGAUGCCUCCGCCACAACCCCCCGUCGGACUGCCAGAUCGGUCGCCGAAACCCGACGAAGGUGUGUCGAAGUUCCCGCCGCCUCCUGCGCCACCACCGCGGAGGCCUCCACCGGCACCAUUGCAUCUGAAGAACGCGAAGCCGAAGCCCAGCGUUGCUCCCGAGGAGGAGCCGGAAACGGACACCGACUACGACCACAUCCUCGAGGUGGAUGAGUUGAACGAGGAGGAAAGGAGGGGCCGACGCAGAACACGAGAGGAGGACGAUCGGGACCGCGCAAUCUUGGCCAGGAAGGAGGCUGAGAUGCGCAGUUUGUCCAAAAAAAGCAAAAAGAGCGCCAACCGCAAGGCGGCCGACAAGGAACAGGCGUCUCCGGCCGAGGCCGAGCCGCCAGCCAGUCCAAGGCUGGUUCAGACAACCAAGAUCCUUUCGCCCCGGGAGCCAGCAUCUCUUGCCGGUGUUCUGAGCGGCAGGCCGGACUCUCGGGGAGUCGGGGCGCCCUUGCUGAGCCCAGGCCUCCCUUCGAGCCCGAGACCCAUGGCUCUGCGGUCUCCCAUGAACUCGCCCCCGCUCUCCCCUCUAGGCGUCUCAGGCUUCCCUGGGGCGCCGUUAUCCCCGCGGCCGCCGAGGGCGCCCAUCCCGUUGCCGCCAAAUACUCCGCUUCAAACCCCUUCCCCGGCGGCGGGAGAGCCUUCGGCGUUGAAGUCACCCCGGCCGCCUAACAAUAUCAAGCAGGGAGAGCAUCCUGGUUUCGUAGCGCCGAGCCCCACCAAGUCGAGCACCGAUAGCCCGGUAGAGCGGACGAAGAUCUUCAAGGGGUUUAUGACAGAGGAGUAUCCGGACCUGUUGCUCCCGCCAAACGCGCUUCCGUCCAUCGACAUCAAGGUUGCGUCCUCGCGUAUGAAGCCCUCCCGGGCUAGCCUGCUCUCGUUGACGCAGCUGGAGGAAGACCCCGUCUUCACCCUGGCCGUGUAUUCGAGGGCUGACGGCGGGGAGCUGUGGCGGAUCGAGAAGGACACGGCAUCGCUCGCCAAGCUGGACCAGAGGCUGAAACAAUGCCCCAGCUUUACCGCGAAGACGCCGGACCGGUCGCUUUUCAGCGGUCAUGCGCCGGCGAAACUCGAUGCCCGGCGCAAUGCCCUGAACCAGUACCUGGACGAGUUGCUGAAUACGCCCCUGGACAAUGCGACGGCGCUUGAGCUGUGCAAGUACCUGUCCACCAACACCCUGCCUCCGAACGCGGACGAGACCGGGAGUUCGGUUGGAGAUGGUAAUGCGGAGUCGCAGAAACUCGGGCCAGGCGGGCGUCCUUUCCGCAGUGGCUACCUGACGAAGCGGGGCAAGAACUUUGGGGGGUGGAAGGCACGGUAUUUCGUGCUCGACGGCCCGCAUCUGAAGUAUUACGAAACCCCCGGGGGCGCGCAUCUGGGCACCAUUAAGCUCCAGAGGGCUCAGAUUGGCAAGCAGGCCCAUCACACCAACGAAGGCUCGCCAGCGCAGAGCGGUCCGACGGACGAGGGCGAUAAUCAGUAUCGCCACGCCUUCUUGAUCCUGGAGCCGAAGAAGAAGGACCCGAAUAGCAUGACGAAGCACGUCUUGUGUGCGGAGAGCGACAAGGAGCGCGAUCAAUGGGUGGAUGCCUUGCUCCGUUGGAUCGACUACCGGGAUCCUGACGAUGAGGAGCCACACCCGAAGAAAGAUCAUGCGCAUGCAGACCGGCAUGGCGGCGAGCGCGGGAACGGCAAGAAGAAAGCACACGGCCAUGGGAAGCCACAGCCACCGCAGCAUGCGGCUAGCGCUGAUGAGGACCUGAUUGGCGUGAGCUACGAAGCCACAAAACAGGGGGAUAUCCCGCAAGGGGCGCCGUCCAAGGGCAAGCAAGCCGGGCAGCAAGAUCACGAUUCGACGCAGAGCCAGUCGACGACGGCGUCGUACACCAUCUCGGCGCCGCGGGAUCCCCAACUGAUCUCGAACUCCGAGUCGUGGGGGAGCAAGCUGGGCGCCGGACUCACACCACCGACGCAGGAAGAGAAGAAAGCGAGGAAGCGCAGCUUCUUCGGCUUCGGACCCAAGACAAGGACGUCCAGCGACGGCCAGGACUCGCUCUUUGGCAGCGAGAGCGGCUCUCAGCCCACCAAUCAGUACCACGGACCGGUCCGGCCAGUGUUCGGCGCCACGCUGGCCGAAGCAGUCCGGUAUAAUCCUCCUGCGGAUGUAAGGGUGCCGCUGCCUUCUGUGGUGUACCGGUGCAUCCAAUACCUGGAAGCGAAGAACGCCACGCUGGAGGAAGGUAUCUUCCGGCUCAGCGGAUCCAACCUGGUCAUCAAGCAGCUCAGGGAGCGGUUCAACACGGAGGGCGACGUCAACCUGCUCGCCGACGGGCAGUACCACGACAUCCACGCGGUCGCUGGGCUGCUGAAGAUGUACCUCCGCGAGCUGCCGAGCACGAUCCUGACCAACGACCUGCGUUCGCAGUUCGUUGCCGUCACCGAGAUGGCGAACCACAAGGAGAAGAUGGCGGCGCUUGCCGAGCUGGUCGAGCGCCUUCCGCAGGCCAACGCAGCGCUGCUCAAGUACCUGAUCGCCUUCCUCAUCAAGAUCAUUGACAACUCGGACAUCAACAAGAUGACGGUGCGCAACGUCGGCAUCGUCUUCUCGCCCACGCUCAACAUCCCGGCGCCGGUGUUUGCCAUGUUCCUGCAGAACUACGAGGCCAUCUUCGGGAUCGACCCGUCGGAAUACGAGCUCCCGCUGACGGAGCCAGAGUACCCGCAGGAGCGGCGGCCUUCGCUUCCCGCGUCGUUCCAGGAGCGGCGGCCAUCGGACGGGCGGCCGUCGACGUCGCACAGCGACUCGCCGCACAGACAGCGGCUGAUAGACGCCCUGGAAGGGCAGGGAGGCAACAGGGGCACGCCGACGCCGCCGCCGAUGACGAUGCAGCAGAUGGCGCAGAUGAACGCGGCGUCGAUGCACGCCAGGAGCACGCCGACGCCGCCGCCGCACAUGCGGCCGGCGUACGAAGGCAACUUCGGCGUGCCGCCGUCGGGUUUCGAUCCCAGCCAGCUGCCGGCCGGCGCGCCGGCGCCGCACCGGCUCAAUCCCGGUUACGACCGGCCGCUGUACGAGAACGGGCUGACGCCGGCGCCGUUCGAGCAGCCGUACCGCAGCCGGCGCGAGAGCGCCAUGUUCAUGGGCACCCUCAACCACCAGCCGUCCAAGAGCCGGCUGCGCGAGGAGGCGCAGUACUGACGCGUGUCGGAGUUUUUCGGCCUGCUGAUUUUGGUUUAAUCAUGAGGUUGCGUUCUUUCUUUUUCCUUUUUCAUUCUUUCUUGCUCUUUUCCUUUUGGAAUAUGAGCUUCUUCGUCACAUAUGGAUGGCCACCUUGCCUACCCAUAUUAUACCAUAUUACGCAUACCAUGUGCCCCAUCUUGAUGCUGUCCGGCCACGAGCAAAGAUACCAUAUCUAUCGUU
Messenger RNA from Thermothielavioides terrestris NRRL 8126, 4538 nucleotides. RefSeq lists its product as uncharacterized. Lineage: Eukaryota; Fungi; Ascomycota; Sordariomycetes; Sordariales; Chaetomiaceae. Gene Ontology annotation, molecular function: phosphatidylinositol binding. Gene Ontology annotation, cellular component: cytoplasm. Gene Ontology annotation, biological process: signal transduction; regulation of GTPase activity. Bases 300 to 4316 code for a protein of 1338 amino acids. The record is from RefSeq and is a predicted model, not a curated record. The transcript has a single exon.